AAGAAACAUGGGAGAAGAAAAGGGGCUUUAUUUACCUGGCGCAUCGCGUCUUGUUUUUUUCCCUACGUCCGCACGCUUAACGCGCAUCGCUCGCGUUUGUGUGCUUUUGCAUAUUUAUCGUGUGUAAAGAAAGAAGAAAAGAUUCACGUAUUAGUGCGCGAUAAAACCCGAUUAUCACAGCUGCGACAUCAUUCGAGAAGGAAUGUCACGGAAGUGUUGUAAUGAAUUUUAUUAAACCCGCUCAGCCAGCCUGCUGUUUUUCACGCCAGCUGCAUCGAUCCCGUUAGCAUUAUUGCGCCUUCGAUGGUGCAUUGUCAAAAAAAAGCAUAACAAACGGUCAACGGAUGGUGUUUCCACAUCGUCGCCUGUCCAGCGAACGCAGCCAAACACAGUGUGUAGGUGCACUUUGAUUCAGCUAAUGCACCACAAGCACAAGCACGGCUCACCCACGCAAGCGCAUACACAACCACGGAUCGCAUCGCUGGUUGUGUGGUGAGUGUGUGUCACGAAAUUCGACAUCCAUCCAGUGCACCCGUUCGUGACCCAGUUCGAAGUGAGGUGUUUUUGCUGGGAAGUACCAGCACCAAAACCAUGGCUUCUUCCAUUCACGAGAAAGAUCCAACGAACGGUAACGGAAUAGCCGGUAUGCCAGGAGCAGCAGCAGCAGCAGCAGCAGUGGCAGCGUCACACUGGUACGGGAAUGGAACGAAGGGCACAGACCUGCAGCGUCCCCGGAGGCUAUCGUUCAACGGGUCCGAUAUGGAGCUUUCCGACCUGAAGUGUGAUUCCAGUGAACAGCAGAGAGCACGGUCCGAGCAGGAGAAAAAUGCCAUCGAUACGAAACAAACGCUGGUGCUGCUGGCCGUCGCCACAACGCUUGCGGUUUCCAUCAAAUAUCUACUUCCGUCCCUCGAUUUAGCAUCGUAUCGAUCGAUCGGGUCCAGUGUCGUCGUAGUGGCGGACAAUGUGUGGCAAGACUUUUUGGACCGUUGCACCCGCCUGAGGCCACCGGCACUCUCGUGGAAGAUGGAGCAUGUGCUGCAGCAAAUAGAGAGCGCAUCCCACGCGCUGUAUGCGGUCGCGUUUGGGCUGCUGCUUUCGUCCUUUACCUGGUACAUCAUCUAUCUGGACAGCAGCAUUCCGGGGGUGAAUCCUCCGACUCCAUUUUCCGCUUCCAAGAAACGCUAUCGUGGCGGACCCUCCAGCAAGGAACGCCGCUUUCACUUACCGUACAUAACGGCCCUGUUGAGCGGAGUGGUGGGAUUUUUAAUUGUCCUUUUGGUAAAUGAGUAAGUGGCCCGCAUUUCCAGCGAUGGAAAAUGGACACACGCCAACACACUUCCGAAAAGUGCCUCGAAACGUGCAACUAUAGGGCAGAGGGCUAGUUGUGAACAGUGCUUUUUCGCAUUCCGGCUUACACUUCCUGUUCAUGUUUUCGAUCGGGUUUUUACACGCGCUUUGUGCACAAAAAAAAAACGGCAGCAGCAUAGUUUUGUAUUUAUUUUAGAUUAAUUUUAUGUACACUAACAGUUACGCUUGCGUUAUCGUUCCAACGGUGGACGAUGGGAAAUUAACGUGUAUUUUUGGAAAACGGAUCGGGUGUGUGAGAAAGUGAGGAAACUGAAUUCAUUUGUUUAUAAUCAACUAAUUCAGAUAUGUGUAUGCUAGAGUUCUUUUCUAGUAUUUUUUUAUCCAGUUUUUUUACAAUUGCAUCGCAUUAGUACAAAUAAUUAUCUUAUUUGUUUUUUCACUACCAAAAUAUGUUUCCAUCGUGCUCGAAUUCGAAUUAAAUAAAUUAAUU
Anopheles stephensi (Asian malaria mosquito) is the source of this 1801-nucleotide messenger RNA. RefSeq lists its product as uncharacterized. The record is from RefSeq and is a predicted model, not a curated record. The coding region runs from base 592 to 1293 and encodes 233 amino acids. NCBI's taxonomy places the organism in Eukaryota, Metazoa, Arthropoda, Insecta, Diptera, Culicidae. The transcript is spliced from 3 exons.